UUAAAGUAUAUCGAACUGAUGUGAUUUUGAUUUUAAAUGCAAAUAAUGUAAACGAUAAUUGACAUUUAACGUUGCAAUAUUUAAUCUCGUAUAUUUGAACGUUCUUAGAUUUUCGUAUACGUUUAUAUGAUAUUCUAUACGUUACCUUGACAUCGAUAGUAUCCUUUUGUAACUUUUGGGCACCAUUAGAUGUUUGUCGUAGAUGCUCUUAUAAAAAAGAAAUGUGUUUACAGUUGGAAGAAGGAAAAUAUCCAAUCGUGUUACCACUACAACUGCGAAAAAAACAUAGUACCGAUUCGAAAAUGCCCCAAUACUCCGUUAUUUCGGAAAAGAACGAUUACAAUCAAAAUAACGACGAAAUGAAUCUUUCAGAGCAACGAGCCUUGAAAUUCGAGUGCAAUUUCUGCCAUGAACAAAUUGCUACACUUUUGUCUUUGUCCACUCACAUUAAAUUUCAUCGACGCAGAUAUUGCAAGUAUUGCUACUGGAUACUACCAGAGAACGAAACGAUGAAAGAGCAUAUCGAAAGUACUCAUCGAAUCGAUCCAGGUAUGAACACAUGUACAUUGAAUUUUUCUAUACGAAUAGAUCGUCAAUCACGAUUAAAUGUCAAUAUUGUAAAAGCGAAAUUUGACAACAAAACAAAAAUGUUCCGUACAUUGUGUAAAUGCGAUGGACCUAUAUGGAUUUCUAUCAUUGAGACGCUGUGUCUCAUUGAUAUUAAUCUAAAUUGCUAUUACUUGGCAUUUUGUCUGUUUUUGGAUACGUAGCUUAUAAAGUUUGUCCACGAUAGAAGAUUACACAAUAAAAGGCGGUAUGUUUUUAACAAUGCU
This is a messenger RNA of Bombus impatiens (common eastern bumble bee), 833 nucleotides long. RefSeq lists its product as uncharacterized. The coding region runs from base 222 to 770 and encodes 182 amino acids. The record is from RefSeq and is a predicted model, not a curated record. NCBI's taxonomy places the organism in Eukaryota, Metazoa, Arthropoda, Insecta, Hymenoptera, Apidae. The transcript is spliced from 2 exons.